AUGUACGGACUAAAAAUAAAGCAUGCUCAAUUUAAUAAUAUAAUAUUGAGCUUUGCAUAUAAAAUAAAACAUUUGAGAUUUCCUAAAAGAUAUGUUUUUCAUUUGGAAAGAAAAACAAAAGGAAAUGAAGUAAUUGUUAAUCGUUCCAAUAUAUUAAGAACGAUAGAAGAAAAAGUCGAUGAGGAAAAUAAUGUUAUGCUAAAAUUUAAGGACAACAUAAAUGAUGAUGAUAUAGAAAAAAUAGUUGAUAAAAAUAAAUAUCAAGUUGAUAAUAGUUUUUGUAAUUAUUUAAUUAAGAGAAAGAAAUUUUUAAGUUUCUUUUCUUAUGAUAUAAAAAAGUAUGAACAUAAUAUAUUAUAUAAAAAAAGUGAUGGGUCCCUUUUGGCGUAUUUAUAUUCAAAUAAAAUUAAACCAUUGAUAUAUGCGGAUAGGAUAAGUAAUAUAUUAUAUGUGAAUUGUAUAAAUUAUGUAAAUAAAAAUAAAAAAAUUGAACAUAAUAUUCAACAUAAUAAAAAUUGUAAUGAUAAUAUUCAUUUCUAUAAUAAACAAGCUAGCAUAAAAGAAAAAAAAAAUCUUUUUGAUAUUUUAUAUAAAAAGUAUAGUUUAGUUUUUUUAUUUUCUGAUAUAACACACAUUGAUGAAAUGAAUAAAUAUUUCAUCUAUUUUUCUAAGCAAAUAAAAAUAUCCAAUAUGGAUAAUCCUCAUAAUAAUGUUGGACAUACUCAAGAGAUAUAUGAAAACGGUAAAAUUUUAAAAUUAAGAAAUAAACAAAAACCAAUCCAUAUAUUUUAUGGUUACUUAUCACCUUAUAAUUUUAUAUUAUCCAAUUAUUUUAGUACGAAUUUUUGUAUGAAUUUAAAAAAUACAUAUUUUCCAAAUGAUAAUUUUUUUUAUAUUAAUAGUAAAUUAAAUAUAAACGAUAUGAAUGCUUUAUUAUUACAAGAAGGAAGACAGAACUUACCAUCCAUUUUAUUAUUUGAUGAAUGCUGUUAUGUUAGGUAUCAUAUUAAAGGUUUAUAUACUAACGAAUCUGCAUAUUACUUUUUCAACAUAUUAAAAAAUUUGUAA
Molecule: messenger RNA, 1068 nt
Organism: Plasmodium reichenowi
Lineage: Eukaryota; Apicomplexa; Aconoidasida; Haemosporida; Plasmodiidae
Exons: 1
Coding region: 1-1068 (355 amino acids)
Source: RefSeq, a predicted model, not a curated record